Molecule: messenger RNA, 2192 nt
Organism: Saccoglossus kowalevskii
Lineage: Eukaryota; Metazoa; Hemichordata; Enteropneusta; Harrimaniidae
Product: cubilin-like
Molecular function (GO): protein binding
Source: RefSeq, a predicted model, not a curated record
AUGACCAAACUACAAAAUAUCACGUGGAUAGAUGUUGUCUUAGCAAUAUUAUUAGUUGGUUGUCAUGCCGAGGACAUAGAAGGAUGUGGUGGAGUUUUUAAUUACGAUUUUGGAGAAUUUACCUCUCCAAACUUCCCGAAUAAUUACGAGAGUAACAGCGACUGUUAUUACUAUAUAACAGUUUCUACAAACAAGCGUAUCCGGUUGGAGUUCAAGGCAUUCAAUAUACAAUAUAACGAUUAUGUAAAAGUGAUUGAAGGAUCUUCUAUAGACAGUCCGCCAGUCUUCACGAAAUAUUCCGGUCCGUACAUUCCUGACAUCAGCCUGUCUACCAGUUACAGCAUUAUUGUCCAUUUCCACUCCGAUGAUCUGAUGGAGGCUACCGGGUUCCAAGCAGAGUUUCGCGGUGUUACCAGCGACACGCCAGAUGAUGAUACAUGCGGUGGUGAUUUAUAUGGUGACAUGGGAACAUUGCGUUCACCGGGCUAUCCAAACGUUUACCCGAACAGUCUCAACUGUGAAUAUUACAUAUCGGUAUCUGAAGGGAGACGAAUCACGGUGCAAUUUACAUUCUUUGAAACGGAAGAUACUUACGACUGCGUAUCCAUAUACGACGGAAACAGUUUAUCUGCUAAUAUGAUUGGCCGUUACUGUGGACUGACGUUACCACAAAUAAUGAGGUCAUCUAGCUCAAAUAUACUUGUUCAUUUCACUAGUGAUUCAGUAACCCAGUAUAAGGGAUUUGAACUUUUGUAUACUUCUAACCCGGUGGGUGGAAUAUCAGUUUGCAGGGAUGACGCAACGUCUUCACCUGGUGGUGUCAUCUAUUCCCACGACACGUACCCUGCGGGACUUCCGUCCAACGCCAUCUGUUCUCUUGCUAUUGACACAUUUGCACAAUAUAACUAUGUGUAUUUGAACAUUCUUCAGAUCGAUAUACGAGAUAACAGGAGUUCUGAUUGCUUGCAGGGCAAUUCCAUCAUACUGAGUACACUCGACACCAAGUCCCGGAUCAUUGAUGUUGUCUGUGACAAGAGUGAAACCAAUAUUCCGUAUACUACCUCCGAAGGUUUGAAUAUUACACUCCAGAUUGAGAACACAGAAUAUAUUCACAGUGGUGUAAAGGCUGUAUUUUCAUUAUACUACCAAGCAACGUCAUUGGGAAUUGAGUACAGCUGUCUCACGGGCAAUGACUUCUUAUGUACUUCAAAUCAACGAUGUAUAUCUGCUUCAUUGCGCUGCGAUGGUUUUGAUAAUUGUGGUGACGAAUCAGAUGAACAGAAUUGUGAUAUAGAAGCUGCUGUGACGACGUCCAUCGCCGGCUUUACAAGUAGUGUUGUAUUUGUAUUGCUAAUAAUUCUACUGGUUGCAUGCUGUUGCCGAAGACGAUAUGGUAGGUUUGGUGGUCGUCGAGUCGUCAGAAAUACGCAGCCUACGACAAAUAUACAGCAAACCGUUGUAUUUUCACAAAAUACCGCGCCUAACCCCCAAAACGCCCCUCCGCCCAUCCAACCAACUUAUGGCCCUGGAGCUCCAGCUAUGAAUCCUGCUGCCUAUACUCAAGUACCACAGCAAGCAUAUGGAGGAGUGCAGAUGGUCCCCCAGGGAUAUCAAGCUUGCCAACCAUACCCUCCAGCAGCCAACCAACCAUAUCCACCACCAGGCCCUCAACCAUACCCAUCUCCUGGGAACCAACAAUAUUCAACCCAGGGCAGCCAACCCUAUCCAACCCAGGGCAAUCUUCCAUACCCUCCCCCGGGUAACCAGCCAUACCCGCCUCCGGGUAGCCAACCAUACCCGCCUGCCCCGUCCGAUACGUUGCCGCCACCAAUGUACGAUGACGUGGUUAAGAACCCGUCACCAAUGUAAUCGUGAGUGUGCCAUGUGGCGACGGGAACGUAGUACGCCAUGCUGACAGCUGUUUUUUUCUCGGUUUUGUCACAAAAUACUGUGCAAAUGAAAGUAAAAACGUCGAAACGAUGUGUGCCCCAAUAACUAACGCUUACUCUUGAUACUAGUAAGUGCUGGCCUGUUCAGAACAAAUACCUUACGUGAAUGGGCCCUGGCCAUGGAUUAGCUGAAACCAGAUGUAUCACCAAUGUAUCUGUUGUCAGUGUUACCUUUUAAGAGUCGCAAUUCUUUUCUUAAAUAAAUGCCGUAUUUCGGACCGUAGUUGCGAUUUCGAUAAUCGU